AUGGAGUUCCAAGAAACGGGUGUAUCGCUGAGAUCGAGCUUGACGUUUGGAGAGACGCUGUGUGCGGUGUUCAUUCCGCUCGUAGGAAUUGUUGAAGCUUUGAUUUUUAGCUUAACUGGUUGCUUCAGUUUCCGUUCUCCGGCGAAGACGAAACCCUCUCCUGCUCCCUUCCACGACAUUCUCGCUCUCGCCAAGGACUCUCCCUUUACUGUUAAUGAAAUUGAGGCGGUGCACGAGUUGUUCAAGAAGUUGAGUAACUUAAUCAUUGAAGAUGGUCUCAUACACAAGGAAGAACUCACUUUGGCACUGUUGAAGACCUCAACUGGGAACAAUCUUUUCCUUGACAGGUUGUUUGAUAUUUUCGAUGAAAAAAGAAAUGGUGUUAUUGAAUUUGAGGAGUUUGUGCAUGCUCUCGGUAUCUUCCAUCCUUGUACUCCUCUGGAAAAGAAAAUUGACUUUGCUUUUAGAAUGUAUGACUUGAGACAGACUGGAUAUAUUGAGCGAGAAGAAGUUAGGCAAAUGGUUGUUGCCAUUUUGUCAGAAUGUGGUAUGGAUCUGGAAGAUGAAAUCCUUGAUACCAUUGUUGAUAAGACAUUUCAAGAUGCUGAUGCUGACAAAGAUGAUAAAAUAAGCAAAGAAGAAUGGAAGGCAGUUGUCAUUCGACACCCAACACUCUUGACGCACAUGACUCUCCCUCAUCUGCGCGACAUCACCACACUGUUUACCAGUUUUAUUUUCAACACCGAAGUUGAUGAUUCUUACUGGCAGCAUAUUAAUGGCGAUCAUAAACAUUGA
Messenger RNA from Sphenostylis stenocarpa, 795 nucleotides. Lineage: Eukaryota; Viridiplantae; Streptophyta; Magnoliopsida; Fabales; Fabaceae. The record is from the annotation of a GenBank genome assembly.